AUGCUAGAGGAAGGUGGAUUCAUCAGAAAGCCCAGAAGGACCCGUAAAAAGGCUAAAAUUGACUAUAAGGAGGAAAGUGAUGCUGAGCAGCAUGUUAUCCUCGAUUCAGAGGCGGAUGCAGAGUAUGGUGAGGAUGGCCAUGAAGACUCGCCAAUCGUUCUUGAUUCAGACAAGGAGCAAGUUGAAGACGAUAUAAUAACUCUACCGAGUGAGGAUGACGAUAAGCCUUUAUCUACAAGGCGUAAGAAAACACCUGCGAAACGCAAAGCUAGAUCCAAGACUGCCAAACCCAAGAAACCCAAGACUACACCAUAUGAGCGCAAUACUGCCAGACUCUUUGAAAACCACCCGUAUCUGAAGGAAGUUUUCCCCGAACUUGCAGCGGCUCCAAAGUAUGAGCCUGAGCGAUCCAAGCAACCAGACGGUUUAACUAUCAAGCUCCUACCCUUUCAGCUUGAGGGAUUGCAUUGGUUGAUCUCACAAGAAGAUAGCAUAUAUAACGGUGGUGUUUUAGCUGAUGAGAUGGGUAUGGGUAAGACGAUCCAAACUAUUGCAUUGCUGAUGAGCGAUCCUACGAAGCGUCCCAACUUGGUGGUUGCUCCCACCGUCGCUUUGAUGCAGUGGAAAAACGAAAUCGAACAGCACACUGGUGGUAAGUUGAAAACGUACAUAUUUCAUGGUGCUAAUCGUACAUCAAACAUCGGAGAGUUCAAAGAUGUGGAUGUUCUACUUACCACAUACUCGGUUCUUGAGUCUGUAUUCAGAAAGCAAAACUACGGGUUUAGACGGAAGAAUGGAAUCUUCAAAGAGCCGUCGAUUCUGCACAACAUGGAUUUUUAUAGGGUUAUACUUGAUGAAGCACAUAACAUCAAGGAUAGACAAAGUAACACUGCGAAAGCUGUUAACAUGCUGAAAACACAGAAAAGGUGGUGCUUGUCAGGUACCCCUUUGCAAAAUCGAAUCGGAGAGAUGUAUUCAUUAAUUCGAUUCCUUAAUAUCGACCCCUUCUCUAAAUAUUUCUGCACAAAAUGUGACUGUGAGUCUAGGGAGUGGAAGUUCACUGAUCAUAUGCAUUGCGAUGGUUGUGGUCACGUCGUGAUGCAGCACACGAAUUUCUUUAAUCAUUUUACACUCAAGAACAUUCAAAAACACGGAAUUGAGGGUCCAGGGUUGGAAUCCUUCAACAAUAUCCAAUUGCUUUUGAAAAACAUUAUGCUCAGAAGAACUAAAGUUGAGCGUGCCGACGAUUUGGGACUGCCGCCCAGAAUUGUCACUAUUAGAAGGGACUUUUUCAAUGAAGAAGAAAAAGAUCUUUAUCGAAGUCUAUAUUCCGACGUUAGGAGAAAGUAUAAUUCGUAUGUGGAAGAGGGUAUUGUUCUCAACAAUUAUGCCAAUAUUUUCACGUUAAUUACUAGGAUGAGGCAGAUGGCAGACCACCCUGAUUUGGUUCUGAAAAGGCUGAGCGGUGCGAAUCAAAAUGAUAGCGGAGUAGUCGUUUGUCAGCUCUGUGAUGAUGAAGCAGAAGAACCAAUCGAGUCGAAGUGCCACCAUAAGUUUUGCCGGCUUUGUAUUAAGGAGUAUACCGAAUCGUUCAUGGAAGAUUCAACUAAGCUUACAUGUCCGGUGUGUCACAUUGCCCUAAGUAUCGAUCUUUCUCAGCCUGCACUGGAAGUAGACGCAGAGUCUUACCGAAAACAAAAUAUUGUUAGUCGCAUGAAUGUGAAGGGGAACUGGCGUUCAUCGACCAAGAUUGAGGCCCUCGUUGAGGAGCUAUACAAUUUGAGGAGUGAUAGAAGAACGAUCAAAUCAAUUGUCUUUUCGCAGUUCACAAGUAUGUUGGAUCUAGUAGAAUGGCGAUUAAAAAGAGCCGGUUUUACUACUGUUAAGCUGCAGGGUAGUAUGACACCUACUCAGCGUGAUCAAACUAUCAAAUAUUUCAUGGACAACACGCACUGUGAAGUCUUUUUGGUAAGUUUGAAAGCAGGAGGUGUAGCUUUGAACUUGUGUGAAGCUUCACAAGUGUUCAUCUUAGACCCAUGGUGGAAUCCAAGCGUAGAAUGGCAAAGUGGUGAUAGAGUUCAUAGAAUAGGUCAAUACAGGCCCGUAAAAAUUACCCGAUUCUGUAUUGAAGAUAGUAUUGAGUCCAGAAUAAUCGAAUUGCAAGAAAAAAAAGCAAAUAUGAUACAUGCGACGAUAAAUCAAGAUGAUGCUGCCAUAAACAGACUAACCCCUGGUGAUUUGCAAUUUCUGUUCAAUAACUGA
Messenger RNA from Lachancea fermentati, 2262 nucleotides. The record is from the annotation of a GenBank genome assembly. Lineage: Eukaryota; Fungi; Ascomycota; Saccharomycetes; Saccharomycetales; Saccharomycetaceae.